GUAAUGAUAACUAUUGUUAAAUCGUUUGAUUAUCUAAAAAAUUAAAAUAUUUCAAUGAAACACACUGCGUAUGAGUAAUGUUAAUUCAAAAUGGUUACAACUACAACAACAACAACGAAUAAUAAUUUACACAACAACAAUGGCGAAGAGUUUGACAUUGAUCAGGAUGAUGGUAUGCAGGAUUUGGGUUUGCCAGUAUCUGUGCAAACCUUUCUUUGGCGUCAAAUAGCACCUUUUAUCAGGCCAAGACUUGGUAAAUUGCAUGAAGCGAGUUGUAUGUUUUGUCAACAUGCACCAGGACACCAUGAAUCAAAAGAGGCUUGCAAGUCCUUUGAGAAAGUGCUUGUACAGAAUAUACAGUUUGGCUUAUCACCUCCAUUGACGAAAGCUUUGGGUGCCAUACAAAGAUGGCGCUUGUUACAAGCCGCCUUGCCACAUGUAAUGCACUGCGUUGCUGCUUUACUGCACAAUCGUGUCAAAGAUAUGCAGGCUAUUGGUGCUGUUGAAACAAAAUUGCUAUACACUAUGCAAUGGAUACUCCUUUAUGCAGCUGAAGAAUGUGCGGAUGAUGAGGGUGGCGAUGAAUUGUUGGGAGAACAUGAAAACAAAAAUAAGUCCAUAGAUCAAUAUUUAUUUUCAGUGCCCACAAUUACGCUUUUUGUGUACUUGUUUGCGCCAAUAAUUCAUCACUUGAAAGAAUCUGAUUUUCAAAAUUUCCGUUUGGAAAAUGGAAUUAAAUUGUGGCAGGGGAUGUGGGAUAAUCGUGCACCAGGUGCACCUUGUUUUACGGCACCGGUUAAGCCAAAAGCCAGAAAUUUACUAUGUGCACCUACUCCAAAAGGUUCCACAGAUGUAUUUCCAGCACGCAAGUUUUCGCUAAGUGCCGAUCCCAUAUCGCCAAAAGCCGAUUCUCCACCUAGUAUACAAUCCGAAUAUAAUAAACAAGACGAAGAGAGUUCUUGGGUUUCUUCACCAAAAGAAUUUGCAUUUCCUGAAACCAUACCCGAAGAAGCUUCCAGUGUUGAGGAUGAACGAGUAGUUAUCUUUCGUUUACCUUCGGUUCCACAUAUAAUGGAUAAUUCAUUCUUUACUGCUGAUGCUAGUCUCCUACAGCAACAACAGAGCCAAAGUCGUCGUGGAAGUCGUCAAUCUGUACACUCACGCGAUAAAGAUAAACAACCUGCUACCAAGUUUGAAUUUGAUCAACAGGAAUUAAUGCGUGGUGCAUCUAUGAAAGGAAAACGUAGUGCUUCAGUUGAUAAAGAAACUGAAACUGAUAGUAUGGAUAGUCUAAAAGCAGAUAUAUCUGCAGCUACAUUUUUAGAUGUUGCCGUACUGCGUUGUCUGUUCAUAUCGCAUUGGCAGGAAGAAGGUAUUUUCUGGAGCUUGCAAUAUAUGUAUAAUAGACUGAGUGAAAUUGGUGAAGAGGCCGCUAUAACACUUAAUCAACCACGCAAGCGUUCUAACUCUUUACCUAUACCACAAAUUGAAAUUUCACUAUAUCAAGGACCUGGCAGUAAUAGUCGUGAUAGCCCUGGUAGUUCAAUUGUUAAGGAUUACAUUGAAAUUCCUGAACCAUCUAUAACAACUUGUUUAGUCGAGGAAUCAAAUCCAUCAGCAGAACGACGCGGUAGUGAGAAGAAGAAGCGUGUUAAAAUGGCAGAUCUGCGUGCAUUUGUCGAGACCAAAAUGUUUUCGAAAUCCGAAAAGAAUCUAGAAAAAGUAGGCCUUGAUACUAAUUCAGCUAAUGGCAAGCGACCACUGCAACAUGCAGAAUAUCAUCGCAGCUUAGAUACCGGCGAGAAAAAAUUAUCACGGUCAGCUUCAAUGAUAACCCGCGAGCCAGCGAGUAAUCUCAUCAAAGGAAAGUCCAUGCCCAGUUUGAGAUUUUACAGAUAUGUAGAACCGCCUAAAGCUAUGCGACCAUCACAAUCGAGUGGACCACGCACAGCAUUCUAUCCACGUAACCCCAUAAUUACAGUGACAGAGCAUACACCGACACCUUCGCCGGAUUAUCUAAAGCGACAGGGUUCUAUUGACUCACAGCUGGAUGCGCUUAGUAAUGGUGGCAGUAUCAGUGGCUAUGGUGGUAAUGGUGGCAGUGGUAGUGGUGGUGCACCUACUGGUAGCAGUAGCGCACGUUUCCGUGGGCAAAUGUUGCGUUCGCAUACGGAUUCACAUAUAGAUUAUACAGGCGUUGAUGAAUCUGAAGCACCGGGCUCCUCUUUUUAUAUUACACGUGAUGGCGGUAUUGAUUAUGAAAUUGUGCUACUAGCGGUUUACAAUGUUUUUAAGAGAGACAUGACUAUCUGUUCACUGAGGGUACUGGAAGCUGGUUUAAAUAUUUGCGAACUUUUGUUAGAAAUGGGUGUAUUGAAAUUGGGUGGUCAUGCACAUGAAACUGCUAUGGGUAUUAUUAGAAGAGCAUUACUUAUUUUAGGUUGCCCAAAUGGUUGUAAUGAUGGGGUGCGUGGUCCUCCAGCAGAUUUCCUACGUAACCAAUGCCAGAAGAUACUUUCUCGUAUGCUACGUCAAGCAAAUCAGCGCACAAAACGUUACUUGCAACAAAUGGUGAAAACAACGCAGCUUCAGGAGUUAAUCGAUUUCUUCCACGCUUUCGUGGCAUUCUGUGUGGAUCCAAGCUCUCUCUUAUCACCGCUGACUCAUAAACGUACGAGUGGAUUAAAAAAUGUUAACACCGAUCUUGGCGGUGGUAUAUCAUCAUCAGGCGGUCAGGGUGGAUACUCAACCAAUUUCAGUGGAGGCCUAAGUGGUGGACCGGAAUCUCAGGUUAUAGCUGCCGUAUUCAAGCCAUUGGUUACACGUUUUGUGGAUGCUUCCAAGGAUUUGAAAACAGCUGAAAAUACUCCAUUGUAUAGUGAUGUUAGACAGUUGGUGACAUAUGUAAAGGGUGCACAUGGCGGACCUUUCAGAUUGGUAGCUUUGAGUGGCAUUUUGGCUGUGACACCACGUCCCCACAAGAAGGGACCAAUAUCACAAACUACAAGAGUAAUAAGACAUAUACCACAAGCUGAGAUCUCCCAAAAUAUAACAAACGAUGAUAAUCGCUCACAACGAAGAUUUUUAUUAAAAAAACGCAGUACUUCAUCGGCCUGUGCAGUGAGCCUCCUAGAAACAGAGCCUUGCGAAGAGCAUUACAAAACAAGCCAAUCACCGUUAAGUAAUUUUCGACGACGUACUACCGGUGUCAGACCUACACUUACACCACGUCAUAGCGAACGUGCACUAUUAUCUGAUUCAACUUCAAGCUCUGAACGCAAUUCACUUGGUCGUCUCAGUGGGCUAGUGCGUUGGUUUCGUGGUACACCUAAAGAGGCUUCAUCGAUUGAUUUGGAAAUCGGUUCACUAAAUCCUGAAAUCACAUCAACUUUUAUUAGACAUGCUUCACUUAAAAUACAACGUGGACGUUCUAGUGAAGGUAUUGGACGUUCUAUACAACGAGCAAAACGUCGUGUAGAACGACGUCUAAAUCGUUUUGGCGGUAUUGUUAAGGGUAAGAAAAAAGUUGGUGGUAUUGAAGAAACUGCAGACUAUAGUCGACGCAGUUCAUCUGAUAUGUGUGAUGGUCCACGUGAGUCGGAAGUUGUGGUAUUAAAAGAACGUAAAUUAAUACCUUUAGAACCAGUACGUUUGGGCAUGUUGCGUUUAUCAUUCUUAUUGGAGACUUGUGCACCAGGUUCAUUUCCAGAUCCACAACUGGUAGCAGCUGUUUUAGAUUUGCCACAAGCACCACUUGUAACGCGUGCUACUUUUCUAUUGGAAUGCGCUCAUUUUGUGCAUCUUUGUAAUAAAGGACAAUGGCCAGCUUGGAUGAAGCAGAAUGUUGGUGGUUAUAGACAAUCUGGUACGAAUAUUAAUGUUAACCAAACAAAACAACAAAUGAGUACGACAAGUACUAGAAGAACACAUAUACUGCAGCGAGCAGCUGGGAAAAUGUUUCAUCAGUGGGCCGAAAUGAUUGGUGCACGUUUAGAAGAAAUUCUUUUUACCGAGCGUUUACAGUUUGAAUCAUUAAAUGCAAGCUUAAGUGAUCCGGAUAAACAACGCGAACUACUACAACAAGAUGAAGAAGAAGACUUUUUGGAUGAAACUUCAGUGAAUCCACACGGAAACGAUUGUCCACAUGCUUUGAAAUUAAUAGCUUGUGUUUUACUUUUCGAAAUUACCGCAUUUCUAAGAGAUACGUAUAUAUUAUUACCUAAAGCUUCGAAACUAUUGCACAAAGAUAAGCCGGCACCGUGGGAGAAAGUAUAUCGUGAGGCGAAUCGUCGUUGGUCUAUGGCUUUAAGUUCUAUGGGUCAUUCACAGACAUCAGCGCAAAGCUUACAGUCGAUUGCUGCCGGAAAUGAAGGUGGAGGCGGUCAAACUGAACGUAAAAUAUCAUUUGUACUACAUGAACCAGAUAAUGAAUCUGAAAAUAGUAGCAACACUACAUUAACUAAAGAGGGAGAGGAAGCUCGACGUCCUACAGCUUCUGCAGUACGCCCAUUUUUAUUACGACGUGGUACGGCAACAACCACCGGUGGUUCUUUUAAGCGUAGAUCCUUAAAACUAAGACGAAACACAAAAGAUGGCAAGGAUUUGGAAGCAGAUUUCAAACGUGUUGACUCUAUACAAUCACGACGAAAAGUAUCCUCUUUAUCUGAUCGUAGUGACACUUCCGAACAAGGUAUGGUGAGUGGUGGUGAAGAAUCUCCAGGUAUAUUAAGCGAUGAUCAACAGCCGGAAUCUCCGACGGAUUCAAACGAAACUGACGAUACAGCUAAAAAUAUGCCCUGGCUUAAAGCAAUAAUAGAUAUUAUAACAAGUUAUAAUUAUUAUUGUACUCAUAAAGGGUUCUGUCAUCCUUAUUGCUACAAACGACAUAUGAGAGCUUGUUCACGUCUUAUCAAGGCUGCGCGUAAAGUUUAUGGGGAAGAGUUCGGUUAUACAUUUGAUGCUGAUCACCCAACUGUAGAGCCAAGUACAUCGGCAGCAGCAAAAGCACAUCAAACAAGACCGCGUUCAGCACGUAAAGUCUCUGAACAAAGCUCUACACAAACUUCACCAUCUAAGCGCAAGGAUAGCCUAUGUAAAAGAGAUCGUAUUAGUGAUGAACCUAAUGUAGACAUGGCUGAAAAGUUAGCUAAAGCUUUUCGCCAGGAAAAAGAGAAGAAGGAUCAAGAAGAACCACAUAUCCUUAAAUUUUUACGUUUUCAUAUACGCAGUUUAUUUCAUUAUCCUUUUGCUACUAUGCUCAAGGGUGCGGUUAUACUGACCGAAGAAAUGGUUAUUGAAGCUAUGCCAGCUGCUUGGGAAUUACUGCUUGAACCUAAUCAGGACACAGCAUCUGCAAGUGCGGCAGUAUUUUUGAUGGGCUCAGUUAAAGCACAAAACUUUGCUUUUGAUAUAAUGCAACGUGCUCUGAAGAAUAAAGACCCAGAUAUACGUAUAGGUGCCAUACAGAGAUACUUAGUACUUUGGAAGAGUCGUUUCCAUGUUUGGCCACGCAUGGAAGAUAAUGCACAUGACUUUACAUUUAAAGUACCACCUGGAGGUAUUGAAUUCACUUUGCCAUCACCUAAAAUUGGCAUUGAGAGUUUACCAGUCGUAGAUCCACCAUGGUUACCAGUACAACAAACGAAAGAUAUGGACGUUACACUAAAUCAAGAUCGACAUCGUUCUCUUGUCACUGCUACAAAAAGUCGUAAGAUGCAACAAACUGAAGCUAUACGUAAUGCCUUACGUCAGCAACGUGAUAAACAACGCGCAGAGAGACAUAGUUUUCUGAUUACAACGAUACCAAUUAAUCAACAAGCUUCGCAUGAACCUGGCAUGGAGCAUGAGGAUCAUGAAAUUGAAGUUGAAGAUUUGGAUGGCACACGCAUGUCAUCACAUUUGCAUCAUGCACAUUCCUUGUUUCCUUCAGUGUUAUGCUCUUCCGUCAUGCAAAUUGUGAGCUGUCUUGAUGAUGCCGCUAUAGGAUCGGAUGGAAAUGCAGUUUACGAAAUUGCUUAUGGGGUUAUCUGGGUUUGUUUGGUUGAAGAAUCUGCACUAUUUUUGCGUUACGUAUUCGAACGUUUGACACGUGAUCGACAGGAUCAAAUGUUUAAACUGCUACGUCAUCUAAUAAGAUUUGUGCCUAGACUACCACAACAAGCCGCCUUUGCUUUAUAUAACUCCAUAAUUGGUUACAUUAUGUUCUAUGUCAGAUCAUCAAAUGAACACAAACAAGAACUCGUUGGUUCCGCACUGUCAGUUCUUUGGAUGGUAGUGCAUAGCGUACAUGGUAUUAUGUUUAAAGACCUGAAACAAAUAUUGCGUAAGGAACAAUGUGAUGCUUCCAUACUACUCACAGCAAAUGUACCUGCAGCUAAAAAAAUAGUUGUACAUGGUCCCACAGAUGAUGACUGCAAUAUACCCUCACAAUUUCCAGUACAAGAGGAUACACUAUUCUGUCAAUUAUUAAAAGAAGCCUUAGACUAUUAUCCAGUGGAUGAGAAAAAUUUAACCCAUUAUUGUUUGGUUGACUAUAAAAGCAAUAAGAUACUUAACCCGAACUGGUAUAUACGUGAUCUUUACUUUUUUAAACGUUCGCAAUAUCCUGAAGUACGUUUGAUGCUAAUGAAACCGGACGAAUCUUUUCUAGCUUUACAAAAACAGGAAUUGACUAAAAAAUUUGUGGAAAUCGGAAAAGUACAUCUAACAUGGGCUAUAUUGAAAAACGUAGAUAUGGUGGUACAACGUGUGGUAUUUUUGCAUGAAGAACUUAUGAAAUUGCCUUCGUUUCCACGUAAAGCCUUAGAAGUUGAUUUGGAUUUAAAUCAUGGCGGUGAAUAUGGCAAGGUACUUCUUGGUCUGGAUGUGCUGCAUAAAUUUAUGUGGGUACGUUUGAUAGCACGCAUGUUUGAAGCUAUGGCUGGCAAUUUUGCCUAUUCGGCAGAUAUACAACUAUUCUUAAAUGUACUUUCUGGUGCAGCUAUAUUACAUGCUGAAGAUUCUUGUAUAAUGCGUUAUGUUAUGGCUACAUAUAUUAAUGCUGCUUUUAACUUCAAAAACAUAUUCUCCACUAAUGGUUACUUUAUGAUUAUGCCGACUCUCUUACAAGUUUACUCUCUACAUCAAACGAAUAAACUUAUAACAACGACGAUUGAAUAUGCGGUCAAGCAGUUCUAUUUAUUGAAUCGUAAACCAUUCAUAUUACAAAUGUUUGGUUCAGUCUCAGCUAUUUUGGAUACUGAUGAGGAUGGUACUUAUGGAGAAGCACACAAAGUACAAUCAAGCUGCUUGUUUAACUUACUUUUGAGUUUAGAAGAUCCCUCACCGGAUCCUUUAAAUAUUGCUGAAUUGGUGAAGGAACCAAAACCACUGAAAGCCAUCGAUUUUUGUUAUCAUGAUGAGGACGGUGAUGUUACUGUUCUAGAUUGUAUCACAUUAUGUGUUAUGGUAGUUUCUUAUUCAGCUGAAAGCACUAGAGGAUAUCAGAUGCUAAUAAUUCUGGAAGCCAUAUUACCUUGUUAUCUUCAGCAAAUACAAUCUCCCAGCUACAUACCAUUGCAAGGAAAAUCGGAAAGAGAUAUUAUACUGCAGCUUGCUGUAGCUAUACGUACUAUGGUACACAAUUGUGAAGGUUUAGCUAAAAGCUACAACGGUCCAUAUCGUAACAGUCCAGAGCAUAAAGGUUCAUCACAACGAAAUUGUAGUCGUGGCCCACCUUGUUCACCCGGCUUGGAUUUCGAAGAGGAAUCACAUUCCAAAUAUAUUAGCGAUCCACGCACAAAAAAUAUGAUUGAUUCAGGUGAAGAUUCGGAGAUGAUACGUACCGAAUACAGACGUCCACGAGAUGUGUUACUCUCCGUGGUUGGUGAUUUUCUGAGUAAAUCGACUACACGCCUACAAGAACUCUCAAAGAAAUUACCGAACGAUAGCAAACCAACUGAAGUACUUGACGCUAAAUGUCAUAUACGUUUAGCAGAUAUAGCGCAUUCAUUACUGAAAGUCUCACCAUAUGAUCCCGAAUCUAUGGCUUGUCGUGGCUUACAAAGAUACAUGCAAGCUAUAUUACCGCGAGCCGAAUGGUCUAAUGAUGCUUUACGCAAUGCUUUAGUAACCAUAUUACGCAGAAUUGAUAAAGUAUUCUUAAAAAUAUCCAAAAAGCCAUCAAUACGCCGCAACACAGAUUGGGAAGCAGCAGCUGGACUGCUGAAAGGCAUACACGAAACUAUUGUACGUCAUCCUUAUGUGUUGCAUUGGCAACAAAUGAAAACUUUAAUUAGUACCGUGCAAAAUCUUAUUGUCAAUGAACCUGGUUCAGCGGUACCAGAGGGUGUAUCAAGCGCAGGUGCUGCUCUCAUGUCUCAGAAUCCUCCCGCCUUCUUCUGUUCAACUGUAGUCCGUUUAGUUGCUUUACAGGUCGUCAGUCCUGUUGAUUGCUUUUCAUUGGUGCAAAUAUGUGGUGGUAGUACUGAAUUUGCCACACAAGAGAAGGCUGAAGGUUUUCUAAUGCAUUUGAUUAUGCCACUGUGCUUGAAAGUUUGUUCUGGACGUGGUGUAUCCGAUAUAGGAGAAUUAAAAAUGGCUGAUGUGUCCUUUCUGUUGACUGCAGUGUUAAAUGCUAUGAGCCCACCGGCUGGUCGUACUGGACAAGCAGUAUCACAGAUUAACCGUGUGGGUGGCGAUUUACGUGCUGGUUCGCUGACUUUUACAGGUAGUCGCGAUGCAAAACGUCCAGCAAGAAUAUCAGGUUCUCUAUACCAGGCAGCAUUUCUAGCGCUAAGAAUUGUAUGCAUUUGCUUUGAAAAUCGUUUAUCAACAGAAUGGCCGCGAAUUGUAAGAGUUAUGCGUGAUUUAGGACGACGCAAUGAAGCAGCUCCGGACUUAUGGAGUUUCUUAGAAUUUGUAGUAACACAUCGUACACCAUUGUACAUAGUGCUUAUGCCAUUUAUAUUGCAUAAGAUUGCACAGCCACCAAUUGGUGAUCAUGAACGACACAUGCAGUUCAUUAUAAGAGAACGGUUACGUGGUACACCACCACAAGGUGGCAUCAAAUCUAAAGGUGCUUUAUUACUAGAAUUGGCUAGAGAGCUAAAAGACUUACGAGAUGAGUUAGAGGAAAAGCGUUACGAUCGUGAAAGUUCAGAACAGAAGAAAAGUGAUACACCAAUUGCAGCAAGCGUUGCAGAUCCACAUAAAUCUCAACAACGUCCCUCAUUAAUAUCAAUUUUUACUGGUACCACAACUGGUCAAAUAACACAUUCACAUGUCUCAGCUGUGCCCAUUGAUUCGCGAAGCGGUUCAGGCGGUAUAUGCACACCAAGUGAUACACUUUCACAACAAACUUUACAUCCGCCGAGAGAAUCACUCUCAAGCAGUUCUACGGGACGCGAACAUCAUACAAGUGAUAGCCAAAGUGGUGAAAAUGCAGCAGGUUCUGCACCCACACUUGGACACACAACUAUAACUGGUUCUAGUCAUGCUACGAGUUCAACGAUAGCAUCGGCUUUACCACCAGGCAUUGCAUCUCAAUUAUCACAUUCACAGUCCUUGCAACAAGCGCCAUUUAAAGCACAACCACCGAAAUUACGUUUUGUUUCUUCUGUUGAAUUCCGACAUUCAUCUGGUGAAACUUCAACUACACCUUUGUCACCGGAAAGUCCUGCGGAAGAUAGCUCUGGUGAUCAUACACGUUCACGCUUACAACGUUCAAAGGCAUCUAGUCGUAAAACGUUUAGGUUGAAACGCAGUCGCUUAACACCGAUGGAACCUCCUAGUAUUGUUGCCGCACUUUCUCAGGAAGAACAUCCGAAAACAAUUGGUGAAAUAUCUUGGGAUUCAGUGUCACAAACUUCUUCCACAUCUGGCUAUCGAGAUAAUAAUAGUUUACAGACUGGGCUUCUAUCACCAGAUGGUUCGUUGGGUGGUAUGACAUUGGGUCGCUCACCAUCACAGCAUUCACUCUUAAUGGUAUUCGAAGGACAAGAUGAAGAUACUCUUAUAUAA
Teleopsis dalmanni is the source of this 9999-nucleotide messenger RNA. It is a transcript of the gene unc80, whose product is annotated as protein unc-80 homolog. Bases 91 to 9999 code for a protein of 3302 amino acids. The transcript has 35 exons. The record is from RefSeq and is a predicted model, not a curated record. Gene Ontology annotation, biological process: monoatomic cation homeostasis. Gene Ontology annotation, molecular function: monoatomic cation channel activity. NCBI's taxonomy places the organism in Eukaryota, Metazoa, Arthropoda, Insecta, Diptera, Diopsidae. Gene Ontology annotation, cellular component: axon; cation channel complex.